Messenger RNA from Camelina sativa (false flax), 1155 nucleotides. Its product is annotated as fructose-bisphosphate aldolase 4, cytosolic. Gene Ontology annotation, biological process: glycolytic process. Gene Ontology annotation, molecular function: fructose-bisphosphate aldolase activity. The record is from RefSeq and is a predicted model, not a curated record. NCBI's taxonomy places the organism in Eukaryota, Viridiplantae, Streptophyta, Magnoliopsida, Brassicales, Brassicaceae.
AAAGGUUUGAAUGUGUAACAAAGGAACGGAUCUUUCGAAAAAAUUGCGACAAUUUCUAUUGGUUGGUUGCAGUUAGCGAAAAAAGCGAGAAUUUAUAUGGGCCGCUUGUAUGACUCCUUAUUUAUCGCCGUAUCCGUCUCUAACUCGGCCUUUUAAAGGCCCAUUCUCCCCAAUUUCAUACAUUACAUAAAAAAAACCCGUUCCCAUUCGAAACUCUUCUCCUUCGCAGUCGCCUCUUUUUACACACAAAUGUCGUGCUUCAAAUCCAAAUUCGCCGAUGAGCUCAUCGCCAAUGCCGCUUACAUCGGUACUCCAGGAAAAGGUAUUCUCGCUGCUGAUGAAUCCACUGGAACAAUCGGAAAACGUUUCGUAAGCAUUAACGUCGAGAACGUUGAAUCAAACAGACGUGCUCUUCGUGAGCUCUUGUUCACUACUCCUGGAGCUCUCCAAUACAUCAGUGGUAUCAUCCUCUUCGAGGAAACACUCUACCAAAAAACUGCUUCAGGGAAACUGUUUGUUGAUGUGAUGAAGGAAGCUGGAGUGCUUCCAGGUAUCAAAGUCGAUAAGGGAACCGUUGAGCUAGCUGGUACUAAUGGUGAAACCACAACCAUUGGUCUUGACGGGCUUGGUGACCGUUGCAAGAAAUACUAUGAAGCUGGUGCACGUUUCGCUAAGUGGCGUGCUGUUCUCAAAAUCGGAAAGGAAGAGCCUUCUGAGUUAGCUAUCCAUGAGAAUGCUUACGGUUUAGCUAGAUACGCAGUUAUUUGCCAAGAGAACGGUCUUGUCCCUAUUGUUGAACCAGAGAUUCUUGUUGAUGGAUCUCAUGAUAUUGAGAAAUGUGCUUCUGUUACGGAACGAGUCCUUGCGGCUUGUUACAAGGCUCUUAGUGAUCACCAUGUGAUCUUGGAAGGAACUCUCUUGAAACCAAACAUGGUUACUCCAGGUUCUGACAGUGGCUCCAAGGUUAAACCUGAAGUGAUCGCCGCGCAUACGGUUCGUGCUUUACAAAGGACGGUUCCUGCAGCGGUUCCGGCUGUUGUGUUCUUGUCUGGUGGACAGAGUGAGGAAGAAGCAACUGUGAAUUUAAACGCUAUUAAUCAGCUCAAAGGUAAGAAACCAUGGAGCUUNAGCCUGCAAUAUGUAAAGUAUUUAUGA